AUGGUAGAGGUUAAUGAGAUCCAGGCAGACCACAGCGACCUCCCUGAACAGGGUCCAGUAACCAUCACAGUGGCAGAUAUCCAAGAAAGGGUCUCCAGUAUGAAGAGUUGGACAGCACCAGGCCCUGAUAUGGUUCACACCUACUGGCUGAAAAAGCUGACUGCACUCCACGAACGCCUGGCAGCACAAAUGAACCAGCUGCUAGUUGACGAGAGACACUCAGAAUGGCUAACCGAAGGCAAGACAGUCCUGAUCCUCAAGGACCCCCAGAAGGGACCGGUCCCCCUCCAGUUCUCAACUGGUCACCGCUCCUUUCUUCUGACGUGGCGACCUUCUCAGCUGCUGCUCUUCUUUCUUCGGCCUCCCAGGUGGACUACUGGUUGGCCUGUUGCACAGUUGAACUGCUGUGGUUGUUCUGGCAACAACGUCAUAAGGACCCGUCCAGCGUGGCUCCUUCCACUUGCGUUUGAUAACCUUCAGCCACACCACCUUUGCUUCUGGGGUCACCUGGUCCGCUGCAUGCAGUCCAGAGGUAACCUGUUUUGUGAAACUGGAGACAAGACACUUCACUUCAUCCCAAUAUUCUGCAUGAGACCUGUUACUCCUUGUGGUGUGUUCCACCGGAACCUCUGUCCAAGGGCACCCCGGGUGUCGACAACACCAGACCAGGACCCAAAGGAGACCCCGGCAGCCCAGGGACACCAGUAA
Messenger RNA from Oreochromis niloticus (Nile tilapia), 708 nucleotides. RefSeq lists its product as uncharacterized. The coding region runs from base 1 to 708 and encodes 235 amino acids. Lineage: Eukaryota; Metazoa; Chordata; Actinopteri; Cichliformes; Cichlidae. The transcript has 4 exons. The record is from RefSeq and is a predicted model, not a curated record.